AUUAUUUUUGUCCCGAUCUUAAAAUGCGGGAUUAAAAUAAGUUCAAGCUGGGUCACAUGACCAGUGUCCAUAUUGUGGACAAGGUGGGCGAGCGGGUUACGCCAGUCGCAAAGUAGCCUUUGUCUAGAUCCUACGAUUAGCCGGGUGUUUAUUUAUAUUAUGUGAUAGGUAUAAUUAUACGGCCUAUCAAAAUUUAUCUAUGUUAAAAAGGAUAGAACAAGGGUAGCAAAGAUGUCGUCGGAUUCUGAAGAAGAAGCACUUACAACUCGUGACUAUCAGGAAAUAGCAGAAGAAAUUGAAAAGUAUAAAAGAGAUCCAGAAACCUCAGAAAUGUUUGUGUCGGGCUGGGAUGAUGCUGACGUUGGUGUUGACAUUGUGAAAAAUCCAAAGGACAAUCCAAUAGAUCAUAUUUUAUGGGCUGCUGAAAACGGUGAACUGGAGACUAUAAAGGAUAUUCUAAGUAAUCACCCAGGUCUAGUCCAUGCCAAGGAUUCAGAUGGAUACUCUCCUCUUCAUAGAGCAUCAUAUAGCAACCAUAUUCAUGUAAUAUCAUACUUGCUUAGUGUUGGAGCCAAUGUUCAUGCAAAAACAGAGCUUGGUUGGACACCAUUACAUUCAGCAUGUAAAUGGAAUAAUUAUGCUGCUGCUGCUCGAUUACUUGCGGCAGGAGCAAACCCAGCUGCUUUGUCAAAUGGAGAACUAACACCACUACAUUUGUUAUCUUCUAUUGGUCAGUCCAAAUCUACUUUGUUGAUUUUAUUUUUAAGAGAAGACAUUGUAGAAAUUGCUCAAAAGCCAAAUAAUUCAAAUGAAACUCCUAGAAUGCUAGCUUCUGGUCAUGGAAUCUAUGCACCUCUGUUUGAAAUGGUUCUCCCAGCAGCAUCACACAUUCGAUCUUUAGGGUUCACAUGCAAUCCUUAUAUACGAAAAUCUAUAUACGAACUAUCAAGUUAAAUGUAACAACAUUGGAAAUUAUGUAUGAAGCUAAGAAUAAGCAUAAAAUAGUUUAAUAUGCUUAUUGUUACACAAUUCCCAAACUACUUUAUAUAAUAAUUAAAAACAUAUUAAAAAUACAAACUUUAA
Messenger RNA from Pieris rapae (cabbage white), 1083 nucleotides. It is a transcript of the gene Ankrd49, whose product is annotated as ankyrin repeat domain-containing protein 49. The transcript has 3 exons. The record is from RefSeq and is a predicted model, not a curated record. Gene Ontology annotation, molecular function: protein binding. The coding region runs from base 232 to 954 and encodes 240 amino acids. Lineage: Eukaryota; Metazoa; Arthropoda; Insecta; Lepidoptera; Pieridae.